This is a messenger RNA of Dimorphilus gyrociliatus, 1468 nucleotides long. The record is from the annotation of a GenBank genome assembly. Lineage: Eukaryota; Metazoa; Annelida; Polychaeta; Dinophilidae.
AAUGCGAUCUCUCUUCAUCUUGAUAGUGUCUAUUAUUAUUCUCGACUUUGUUAAAUCCAAAGAUAUUAUCAUCGUUGGAGCGGGAAUAUCAGGAAUCUCAGCUGCUAGAAUUUUGAUAAAUGGAGGUCAUAAUGUGACUGUUCUGGAGGCGAGGAAUCGUGUUGGUGGAAGAAUUCAUACUGUGGAAGUUAAUAAUAAUAAGGUAGAUUUGGGAGCAUCAUGGAUACAUAAAGAUAAUGAUAAUCAUCCUAUCUAUAAGCUAGCAGAAAAAUUUAAUUUAAAGACUAAAGAAAUAGCUUCUUCUUAUAAAGUAUUUACUAAGAAUGAUCAAAAUGAGAGAAUAGAAGUUAAUUCUAGUCUUUUGGAUGAAAAGUAUGAAGAAUAUAUCCAGUUAAUUAAAUCUCUUGCAAGUGAUUCUUCAAAAUUAUCUUCCAACAUAUCGGUUUACGAUUAUUUAAAGAAUAAAAAUCUACUUAAAAGCAUAACUGAAAAUAAAUUUAAUGGAUUCUUUUUAAGUAGAACGGAGAUUGAUUUUAGUGCUUCGUUUAAGAGUUUGUCAGCGAAACUUACAGGAAAAAGAUUCACAAAGAGUUCGGAUAAGAAUGAAAAUGGCGAAAAAACACCAGUAUUAAUUUUUCCAAAUGGUUAUCUUGAUAUUGUUUCAAAUCUGAUCAAAGGCGUUGGAAAGGAGAAAGUAGUUAAGGUUUCGUUAGAAAAGGUUGUAACAAAUGUUACUGUGAAGGAUAAAGUGAGUGUUAAAACUAAAGAUGGAUCUUCUUAUACUGGAGAUUAUGUAAUUAUCACUAUUCCAUUGGGAGUUUUGAAAAAUGAUACUAUUACCUUUAAUCCUCCAAUUUCUGAAAAGAAAAGAGACGCUAUAAAUAGCGUUGGUUUUGGAACAUUAAAUAAAGCAUACUUGGAAUUCAAAGUACCUUUUCCAGAUAAUGAAACACACAUUUAUUAUUUUAUGCAAAAUAAAUUCCAAAAUCGCAACUAUUUCAAUGACUUUUAUAACCUUGGAAGAUGGAUAGACAAGUCAGCAUUUAUGUCAUUAUCACCUUCUACCGAAGAUCAAAAUUCCGAAGAAAUCGAUGAUACAAGUAUUACUGAAAGCUGCUUAACAAGAUUGUCGAUUAUUUUCAAUAAAUCAAUAGUUGAGCUGAAAGAAAGUUGGAAUAGUACAAUAAGAACGAGGUGGCAAGCAGAUGAAUUUAGUCAAGGAUCAUUUUCGUAUCCCCAAGUUGGUACGACUCUUGAAGAUUAUGAGGAGCUAAGAAGAUCCCAUCAAAAGUAUGUUUUAUUUGCUGGUGAGCAUACCUCGAACCAAAACUAUGGAACUGUUCAGGGAGGAUAUAAUAGCGGUGUAAAGGCUGCUUGCGAAAUUGAUAAAAAGCUCUGCUCAACUUCUAGUGCACCAGUUUUUAAAAUUCCUCUAGUGUUGAUUUCAUCAAUAAAAAUAGAAGAAUAA